AGGCCAGUCCUGCUACUCCUUUCCCCUUUCCUCUUUUAUUCUUCUUCUUCUUUUUCUCUUCUUCUCAGCUUUCAAGGUUCAACAACGUCCAAUUCUAGGAUCAUGGGCCGAACCAGCACGAGGCUAACAAGCUUCUGCUUAAACCAUGGUGCAACUCCAAUCCGACGAGUCCGGUCUCCACCGAUCGAGGCGUGUGAGCCCCUCGAGCCUUCUGCCAUUGUGGAGGAGUGCAGUGGUGUGACAAAGAAGGAUGUGGAGGUUGGCAGAAGGAUCAUGGUUGUCGUAGACUCGAGCCUGGAAGCUAAGACUGCCUUGCAAUGGACGCUCUCUCACUCGGUCCAGAGCAAUGACACUAUUGUUCUGCUGGACAUUGUGAAGCCAUCCAAGCAUGGUGACCAGCUUCAACGGGAGAGAGAUCCAAAGGGUUCUGGGCUUCUCUAUGCUCUGAAGAAUAUCUGCCAAUCCAAAAGACCUGAGGUCCAAGUUGAAUUUUCUCUAGUGGAAGGGAAAGAGCGAGGGCCGACCAUCAUUGAAGAGGCCAGAAAGCAGGGAGCCUCUCUCCUUGUCAUGGGGCAGAAGAAGCGAUCAAUCACUUGGCGUCUACUAAUGAUGUGGACUGGAAAUAAGAUUGGAAGCAGCAUCGUAGACUACUGCAUGCAGAAUGCAAGCUGCAUGGCUCUAGCAGUGAGGAGGAAGAGUAGGAGAGGUGGUGGAUAUUUGAUCACUACCAAGCGUCACAAAGACUUCUGGCUUUUGGCUUAAUUAAGGGUACUGCGAAUGGUUGCUGAAACAGGAGAUGUGUAGUUCAAGUGUAAUGUGUCAUCAUAAAAAGAAAGAUGGAAGCCGUAGGUUUGUUAAAUCCUCAUUGCCAUAAGAGAGGAGAAUGCCUUGACUCAGUAUUAAAUCAUAAUGCCUGCUGAGGAAAAAAAAUAAAGUGGCUGACAACUUUGUUGUAUUAUGGAAUCAGUUAUGUACUCUUCAAAAUUCAAACAAUAAGAUAUUAGUAUGACCAUGCAAGCAUUUUCUAAAUGUUU
Elaeis guineensis (African oil palm) is the source of this 1034-nucleotide messenger RNA. RefSeq lists its product as uncharacterized. NCBI's taxonomy places the organism in Eukaryota, Viridiplantae, Streptophyta, Magnoliopsida, Arecales, Arecaceae. The record is from RefSeq and is a predicted model, not a curated record.